AUGUUGCCACUUUAUCUUUUGCUAGCGUGUCUUGCUUUGUAUUAUAUCUUCAAAUCAAAUACACCACAUGGCCUAAAAAAACUUCCUACUCCACCAGGCCACUUUUUCCAUGUUGGACGUGAACCACAUAAAAAAUUUACAGAAUGGGCAAGAAGUUUAGGCGAUAUUUAUGGUGUACACAUGGGUCAACAAUAUUGGAUUAUAUUAACUGGUGAUAAGGUUGUUGGAGAACUUUUACAAAAGCGUGGCGGAAAAUAUUCAUCUCGUAUAACAAGUUAUUAUACUUAUGAUUUAUUGACCAGGGGAAAAAGUUAUUUUGGUUGCCCAUAUAAUGAAAGAUAUAGGAUGCUUACACCCAUUAUGCAUGGAGCUCUGGGACAACGUAGUGUAAAAGAAAAUUCUAAAUUACUCGAUAAUGAAUUUCGUAUACUUAUGCAAAACCUUUGUAAUGCUUCAACCAAUGCAAAAGAUGGGGUUUAUCCUAAAAAUUGGUUUCAACUUACAAGUUUAAACAUUAUAACCAUCUUAUGCUUAAACAAGCGGACAGAAACUGUUGAUGAUCCAUUUUUUACAGAAUUUAAAACCGUAAUGGAAGAGCAUAUGGAUCUCGUUAAAAUAACAAAUAGACUAUCUGAAUUUUUUCCCAUAAUGAAAUUAAUUCCAAAUACUAGUUUACGUAAUAAAAUAAUAGCAAAUAGAACAAAAGUUGAAGCUUUUCUCGGAAAAUUAAUCAAAGAAGUUGAGAAUGAUAAAGAGAAGAAGCCUUGUAUUAUUAGAAAUUUUCUUCACAAGAAGGAUGAAGGAAUCCUCGAUGAGCUAGACAUUAUUUAUCUCGUAGAUGCAUUCUUUGCUGCUGGAACUGAUACAAUUGCAUCAAGUUUAACAUGGCUUAGUGCUACUUUAGCUAAUAAUCCAGAAGUUCAGUCUAAAGCUCAUCAAGAGCUUGAUCGAGUAAUUGGACAAUCUCGUUUACCAGAAGUUUCUGAUGAGCAAAAUCUUCCUUAUAUACGUGCUAUAAUCAAAGAAGGUCAAAGAUAUUGUGCACCAAUUUAUCUUGGUGUACCUCAUGGUAUCGAAGAAGAUGAUGAAUAUAACGGUUAUCAUAUUCCAGCAAACUCUGUUGUAGUUUUAAAUCAAUAUGGAAUUCAUAUGGAUGAAAAAAGAUAUGAGAAUCCUAAAGAGUUUAAACCUGAAAGAUUUUUAGGAGUUACGGAAAGUAGUGCAGCUUUAGCAAAUAGAAAUUCAGAAAACAGAGACCAUUUCGGAUUUGGUGCUGGAAGAAGGCUCUGCACCGGAAUUCACAUGGCUGAGAGAGAACUUUUCUUAGGAGUCUCUCAUCUUCUAUGGUGUUUUAGAAUAGAAAAUGCGUCACCAUUAGGUGAGGAUGGUAAACCAAUACCAAUUGAUUUAAACAAAGUACGCCUUGGUAUUUCUGUUUGGCCCGAAGAUUAUCGUGUUAAAUUUAUAAUAAGACAUGAUAAUGUUGAAAAACUUUUAUUUGGCCUAAGCCAAAUUUGA
Cetraspora pellucida is the source of this 1518-nucleotide messenger RNA. NCBI's taxonomy places the organism in Eukaryota, Fungi, Glomeromycota, Glomeromycetes, Diversisporales, Gigasporaceae. The record is from the annotation of a GenBank genome assembly.